AUUAUGUUCACACAUGCAUUAUCUCUUUACCUAUAUUACAUUAUUGUUUGUAUUUGAUUUGUACACACUUACACUUGUUCUCAAUUAUUGCUUAAGCAAUUAGAAACAAUGGUUUCUUCUUCUUCUUCUUAUUGUUUAACUAGAAAAGCAAGAAUGGCAGUUGCAAUUGUUCUUAUUGUUGCCGUCUUUUUGGGUAGCUCUUCUGCACAACUCUCCACCAAGUUCUACUCCAAGAGUUGUCCCAUGUUGUUUGGUACUAUAAAAUCAGUCAUUAAAUCUUCCGUGAACAAGGAAAAACGUAUGGGUGCUUCACUACUUCGCCUCCACUUCCAUGAUUGCUUUGUCCAAGGAUGUGAUGGAUCCAUCCUCUUGGACGAUACCUCUUCCUUUAAAGGAGAAAAGACAGCUUUUGCUAAUAACAAUUCUGUUAGGGGAUACGAUGUCAUUGAUGACAUCAAAUUCGCAAUUGAAAAAGUGUGUCCUGGUGUUGUAUCUUGUGCAGAUAUUGUAGCUAUUGCUGCUCGUGACUCGACUGUAUUGCUUGGAGGACCAAACUGGAAAGUCAAACUCGGGAGGAGAGACUCCAAAACAGCCAGCCUCUCUGCAGCCAACAGCCCUGGUGUACUCCCAAGUCCAUCAUCAAAUCUCAGCGCUCUCAUCUCAAGUUUCCAAAACCAAGGUCUUUCUACUAGAGAUUUGGUUGCCUUAUCAGGUUCACACACAAUUGGAAAAUCAAGGUGCACAGUUUUUAGGGGUCGCAUUUACAGCGACACCAACAUUGACGCAUCCUUUGCUAAGAAAAGGCAACAGAAGUGCCCGAGUGUGACUGGGUCGGGGGAUGACAACUUAGCUCCUCUCGACCUUAAAACUCCUGCUUUCUUCGACAACAACUACUACAAGAACCUCAUCAACAAGAAGGGACUUCUUCACUCGGAUCAAGCUCUCUACAAUGGCGAAUUCACCGAUUCGUUAGUGGAAAAAUACAGUGAAAACCCAGCAUUAUUCAACUCCCAUUUCGCCAAGGCCAUGAUCAAGAUGGGUAAUAUUAGACCUUUAACCGGUUCCAGUGGUGAGAUCAGGAAGAAUUGCAGAAAGGCCAACUGAUAGAAUUCAGCAAAAUUGGAACAAAUGAGAACCCUCUCCUGUGAAAACCUGCGAAUCAACGUUAAUGCAUACAAUCAUAUAUACAGAUCCACACAACCUAUUCCAAAGUAGAUUGUGUGCAUUGUGCACUAAUAUAUGAGAUUGUGUGCAUCUAUAUAAACGCUUGUGUGUAUUUAUGUACAAGUUCGUAAGUUUUUCCGGAAA
This is a messenger RNA of Ipomoea triloba (trilobed morning glory), 1308 nucleotides long. RefSeq names its product peroxidase 4-like. The transcript has 4 exons. Lineage: Eukaryota; Viridiplantae; Streptophyta; Magnoliopsida; Solanales; Convolvulaceae. The coding region runs from base 109 to 1104 and encodes 331 amino acids. Gene Ontology annotation, biological process: hydrogen peroxide catabolic process; response to oxidative stress. Gene Ontology annotation, molecular function: heme binding; peroxidase activity. The record is from RefSeq and is a predicted model, not a curated record.